AUGAGUUUUCUUGGAGGCUUUUUUUGGUCCUAUUUGUGAGAUCAAUGUUGCCCUUAAUGAUGGGGAAAGCAGGAAAAUGGCGGAAAUGAAAACUGAAGAUGGCAAAGUAGAAAAACACUUUCUCUUCUAUGAUGGAGAAUCUGUUUCAGGAAAGGUAAACCUAGCCUUUAAGCAGCCUGGAAAGAGGCUAGAGCAUCAAGGAAUUAGAAUUGAAUGUGUAGGUCAAAUUGAACUUUUCAAUGACAAGAGUAAUACUCAUGAAUUUGUAAACCUAGUGAAAGAACUAGCCUUACCCAGAGAGCUGACUCAGAGCAGAAGUUACGAUUUUGAACCAAUGCAAGUUGAAAAGCCAUAUGAGUCAUACAUCGGUGCCAAUGUCCGUCUGAGGUAUUUUCUUAAGGUGACAAUUGUGAGAAGGCUGACAGAGUUAGUGAAAGGCAAUCUUAUUGUUCACCAGCUUGCUACCUAUCCUAAUGUCAACAAUUCUAUUAAAAUGAAAGUGGGCAUUGAAGAUUGUCUGCACAUAGAGUUUGAAUAUAAUAAGUCAAAGUAUCAUUUAAAGGAUGUGGUUGUUGGAAAAAUUUACUUCUUAUUAGUAAGAAUAAAAGCACAACACAUGGAGUUACAACUGAUCAAGGAAGAAAUCACAGGAAUUGGACCUAGCACCACAAUGGAAACAGAAACAAUUCCUAAAUAUGAAAUGAUGGAUGGUGCCCCAGUAAAAGGAGCAUCUAUUCCGAUAAGACUGUUCCUAGCAGAGUAUGACCCAACCCCAACAAUGAGAGAUGUGAACAAGAAGUUUUCAGUAAGGUACUUUUUGAGCCUCGUGCUUGUUGAUGAGGAAGGCAGAAGGUACCUCAAGCAGCAGGAGAUCACCCUCUGGAGAAAAACACCUGAACAACUGAGAAAACAGAGGACGAACUUUCACCAGCAAUUUGAAUCUCCGGAAUCACAGGCAUCCGCAGAGCAGCCCGAGAUGUAA
Mesocricetus auratus (golden hamster) is the source of this 982-nucleotide messenger RNA. Its product is annotated as vacuolar protein sorting-associated protein 26A-like. Gene Ontology annotation, cellular component: endosome; retromer complex. Gene Ontology annotation, biological process: retrograde transport, endosome to Golgi; intracellular protein transport. Lineage: Eukaryota; Metazoa; Chordata; Mammalia; Rodentia; Cricetidae. The record is from RefSeq and is a predicted model, not a curated record.